This is a messenger RNA of Cladocopium goreaui, 846 nucleotides long. Lineage: Eukaryota; Dinophyceae; Suessiales; Symbiodiniaceae. The record is from the annotation of a GenBank genome assembly.
AGGAAGCUGACAAUUUUGGAAUUGCAUUUGUGGGCGGUGAGCUCACACUUUGCUAAUGGUGUUCUUUUUUACUUGCUCAGAUCCUCGAUAUGUCGUUUACAUGGGAAAGGACAAGUACGAGAACGAGGAGUUGCUGAAGUAUGGAUUUCCAGAGGACAUCUGGUUUCAUGUUGACAAACUUUCUUCAGCCCAUGUGUACCUUCGGCUACCAGCAGGAAGUGUAGACCUUGCUGGGGUGAAAGACAAGGCAGAGGCGAAGCAGAGGCUGCUGGAUGCCAUCGCCUCCGUUCCUGAAGAGAUCCUUGGCGAAAUGGCGCAGCUGACGAAAGAGAACUCCAUCGAAGGCUGCAAGGCAGCUCAGUGCGACAUUGUUUACACACCUUUCCUCAACUUGAAGAAGGAGGAUCAGAUGGAAGUGGGCCAGGUUGGCUUCAGGGAGGAAUCAUUCCGAACCUUGAUGAAAAACGUGGCCAAGGACAAAGAUGUGAUCAAAAAAUUGGAAAAGACGAGGGUCGAAAAAAAGGUCGACCUUGCGAAGGAAAAAGAGCAGAGAGAUAGCGAGGAGCGCGCACGGAGAAGAAAGAUCAUCGAGGAGAGGAAGAAAACGGAGAAGGAAGAAGCGAAGCGAAAUGCGGAAGAGAAGGACCUGAAAACGUAUGCUGCCCUCCAGCACCUGGAAAAGACCACAAAUGUGGGUGUGUCACAGACAGGGUCCAUAGAGGAGUGCAGGCAGAUUGAGGAAGACUUCAUGUAGCUGCUAAGCCGCUCCAAGUCAAUCUCCCAAGCUUCGUUUCAGAUUGUCGUAGUUGGAACACACAUUUCGCCAGCUAGAUCGAACUGGGGCAC